This is a messenger RNA of Peronospora matthiolae, 1137 nucleotides long. The record is from the annotation of a GenBank genome assembly. NCBI's taxonomy places the organism in Eukaryota, Oomycota, Peronosporomycetes, Peronosporales, Peronosporaceae.
AUGAAUUUCGAGGCGGAUGGCCACAUCUUCGGGAACUUCCACGCAUACUACAGCUUCAACCCGGUGCACGAGCGCUUGCGGUUCAUGGACGUGCCAACGACUACCGCACUUAGACGGGCGCUACUUAUAAAAGAAUCGACUGAAGACGCGGCAGACGAGACGUCCACUAUCAUUGACAUUGGCUGCAACGAAGGCGACUUGACUAUCGGUCUUUACAAUGCGCUUACUGGUCGAGAAACACUUGCACCCCCUGCCAGUGUUCCAGUCGACGAUGCGGUCAGCUUUGAUCUUGCUAACAUUUGUACUCUGAAUGAGCGGGUACAGAAGAACAAGUGGCAGGUGGAAUACGCGAUCGAAGACCAUAGCGAGACCGACCAUCGCAGGCGCUAUGUCUGUGAGCUGCAGAUCAACGACAAGGUCAUGGGUCAUGGUGAAGGUGUAUCGAAGAAGGUAGCAAAGGCCAAGGCGGCUGAAAUGGCUCUGAGAUCGCUGGAUGACAAGAACCAGGUUCAGAAAGAGAGAGAAGAGGAGGAGUCUUCUGGUAAUUCGAAUGGUGUUCUUGGACAGCUUCCAGUGACAGAAGACGAGCCAGUGAUGAGAAAGAAGCUCAUGGUACUGGGUGUGGAUCCAGACGAGGCGCUGAUUGAACGUGCCGCCAAUAAGCCCGUGCAGUUGGAUGAAGGAGAUGUUGUGCAAUUCCGCCGUGUGGACGUCAUGACGAGCAAGUUUAGCAAGGAGAUUGCUCCGUUUCUAGAGCUGGCGGAGCGCGCGGCAGCGAAACGCAAAUUCGAUCUCGUCACUUGCUUUAGCGUGACAAUGUGGAUUCAUCUGAACAACGGAGACGACGGCCUCUGGAAGUUUCUGGAGACGGUCAGUGACAUGACCGAGCAUCUGCUCAUCGAACCUCAGACGUGGAAAUGCUAUCGUAAUGCGCGGAAGCGGCUGAAUCGCAGGCACGUCGAGGUGCCCCAGUCUUUCAACGAGAUCAAGGUUCGUGCGGACGUCGUAGAGAAGAUUGAUGCGUUCCUGCUGGCUGGCCGGUUCCGCUACAAAGCUCAACUCGGCACGACCAAUUGGUCGCGAAAUGUGGUUCUCUACAGCCGCAAGCCCGUGCCUGGAAUCAUUUAUGUCUCGUGA